Molecule: messenger RNA, 386 nt
Organism: Paramecium pentaurelia
Lineage: Eukaryota; Ciliophora; Oligohymenophorea; Peniculida; Parameciidae
Source: the annotation of a GenBank genome assembly
AUGUAAUGUGAUAAUUUAAAAAUCUCGGAUAAUUUCUUUGAGAAAUAUCCUGAUAGAGUGUAUUUGAAUAUAAUUAUUAGACCAAUUUUAUUAUAGAUUAGUGAUAGAUCUAGGAUGUAAUUUCAAGAUGGAACUAAAAUUAAAAAAUAUUUAAUAAGCAAAUCUGAUCAUUUUUAUCAUUUCCUUUAAAUUAUUAGAGAAACACUUCACGUUUAAUAACAUGAAAGUUUAUACUUAUUUAUUAAUAAUUCUGGUAUGAUAAAAGCAGGUAUAAUGAUUUAUAUUUUUAAGAAAGUCAAGUAGAUGAAAUUUAUAAUAAAUUUAAAAGUUCAGAUGGAUUCAUGAGAGUUUAAUUGACAGAAUAUCCUUCAUUUGGUUAAGCAUGA